Temnothorax curvispinosus is the source of this 1206-nucleotide messenger RNA. RefSeq lists its product as uncharacterized. The record is from RefSeq and is a predicted model, not a curated record. The coding region runs from base 176 to 733 and encodes 185 amino acids. NCBI's taxonomy places the organism in Eukaryota, Metazoa, Arthropoda, Insecta, Hymenoptera, Formicidae. The transcript has 4 exons.
GUGCCUAUUCACGCAGCGAAAAAAUCGCCGCGAUUGGAGGUCACGUGGUCAUUCGCUGUUCGCUAGCGAGUAAUCGCUAUUCGCUGGAUUUUUUCAGCUUUUAACGAAUAUUCGCCCUCAGCAAGGUGAAAGUCAGCAAGAUACAAAUGUGUAAAGAAACAUCAGUUGUUAUAAAAUGGAAUCGACAGAGAAUUUUAUAAUAUAUGCAUGCGGCAUAUGCGAACAACAAUGUCAAAUAGAUACCAUCAACACUCAUCCGUGCGUUGUAGGAUAUGAAAAUAUUAUUAUAACCGAAUCUAAUUAUUUUUACCCUCAGACAGCUGAUGGUGAGGUUAUAGAAAAAGGUCAGAGUUGUGUUCCAAGUAUUAUGGAAAGUACAAGACAAAAUAUUGACACGGGUAAUGAUAACAGUGCUGUCACAAUUGCAUCAAUAGAGGAAAUGUUAAUAGCUGCUGUGCAAGAACGUCCUCCCUUAUGGAAUUAUAAAGAUUUUUCAGCGUCACAACGCACAAAAGCAAUUAAAGACAAACUGUGGCAAGAAAUUGAGGAUCUUCUCAAUACUAACAAAGAAAAAAGAGAGCCUUAUAUACUUACAAGGGAACCUCGCGAAGUGGAAAAUUCUGACUUUAAUAUAACUUUUCACACAUGUAAGGGGAGUAAAAAGAUGAAUUUAGAUAUUUUUUGUAGCGGCCUAAAAACGGUUUUAAGGGGUGAAAUCACCUCUCAUAUGUAGAGCGGUUUUUUGCUUUUCUCGAUAUACUUCGAAAAGUAUUCGAGAUAUAAAAAAAUGUUUCAAAUAAAAGUUUUAUGGUAAAAUCUCUUCUAUUCAACAACAUUAAUAUAAUAUUUUUAAAAAAUAAUUUUUUAAACAAAAUUUUUUUUUUUUAAUUUUUUUAAUGUGGUUAAAUAGAGAUGUUUUUACAACAACCGCUCUUACCCAUGCCUGAAAUAAAAGAGAAGGAUGAAAUUUGUAGUUUUUGUUUAACAAUGGAUAGAAAAUUGCGAAAGUUACCUCUAAAAAAAGUAAAUAUGGCAAUGUUUAAAAUGUAUGAACUUCUUUUUAAAAUUGAAAAUGAAGAUAAUUUUAUGUAAGCAAACAAUUGGUUUUUUUAAGUUUAUCUAUAUAUAACAACACUUAUAGGAAAAACUCAUACGUGUAAAAUUUAGAAAUAUAUACCUGUAGAAAUAUAUAUCUUUAGAAAUAUA